This is a messenger RNA of Pseudonaja textilis, 3777 nucleotides long. The record is from RefSeq and is a predicted model, not a curated record. Lineage: Eukaryota; Metazoa; Chordata; Lepidosauria; Squamata; Elapidae.
AUGCUGUUCAGCUCAGAGACAUUGCGUGAAGCACCUUGUUUAACCCAAAAAUGUCAGUGGUCUGGAUGGAUUUCCGUGAGUGUCCCAGAAAUUGGUAUUGAUAAAGGUGACAAUGAAACUUAUGAAAACAUCAAACUGCACAACAUAAAGAUCUGCGAGAAGCCAGAAAACAUAUCAUGCCGAGCAAGGAAGUUUCCUGACUGGUCUUUUGAGGAUUUGCAACAAAAAGUGACAUGUGAUGUUUCCACUGGGCUUAUUUGCAAAAACAAAGAUCAGAUUCCUGGACCUGUAAUGCCUGCACCAGUCUGUCUCGACUAUGAAAUCAACGUCUGCUGUCCGGUGGAGUGUUCUACUACCACUCCAAUGCCUACUUCUACCACCACUUCCACUACUGAAAGCACUACUACCACCACUCCACCUACUCCCACACCGCCUACUUCUACCAUCCCCUCUACUACCGAAAGCAGGACUACCACAAUUACUACCACUCCACCUACUCCAACUCCCACACCUACUUCUACCACCCCCUCCACUACCGAAAGCAUGACUACCACAAUUACCACCACUCCAUCUUCUCCAACUCCCACUCCUACCAUUACUUCCACUACUGAAAGCACUACUACAAGAAUUACUACCACUCCAUCUACUCCCACUACAACACCUACUUCUACCACCCCCUCUACUACUGAAAGCACGACUACCACAAUUUCCACCACUCCAUCUACUCCAACUCCCACUCCUAUUUCUACCACCCCCUCUACUACCGAAAGCACAACUACUGCAAUUACUACCACUCCACCUACUCCCACUCCCACACCUACUUCGAGCACCCCCUCUACUACCGAAACUCCACCUACUCCCACUCCCACACCUACUUCUAGCACCCCCUCUACUGCCGAAAGCAUGACUACCACAAUUACCAGCACUCCAUCUUCUCCAACUCCCACUCCUACCAUUACCUCCACUACUGAAAGCACUACUACAAGAAUUACCACCACUCCAUCUACUCCCACUACAACACCUACUUCUACCACCCCCUCUACUACCGAAAGCACGACUACCACAAUUACCACCACUCCAUCUACUCCAACUCCCAUUCCUAUUUCUACCACCUCCUCUACUACUGAAAGCACUACUACCACAAUUACCACCACCCCACCUACUCCCACUCCUACUUCUACCAUCACUUCCACAAGUGAAAGCACUACUACCACAUUAACCACCACUCCAUCUACUCCCACUCCAACGCCUACUCCUACUACCACUACCGAAAGCACUACUACCAGAAUUACCCCCACUCCAUCUACCCCCACUCCUACUCCUACUAUCAUUUCAUCUACAGAAAGCAGUACUACCACAGUUACCACAACUCCAGCUACUCCGACUGCAACACCUAUUCCCACCACCAUCUCCAUAAAAACUCCUACAAGUCCAACGGCAGGAUCGAGUACAAUACAACCCUGUGAUCUAGGAGAUCAUAUUGUAGAGCCAGGAGAAAGUGGGGGGAUAUGUAAUUGCACCGAGUUAGUGUGUGUUACGGGUAACAUAUGGGAGAGGUACCCUGUCAAGUGUGACAAACCACCAAAGCCCACAUGUGCCAAUGGGCUUGCUCCUAUAGAAGUAUUGGAUGAAAAUGGAUGCUGCCCGCAUUGGGAAUGUGACUGCUAUUGCACUGGCUGGGGAGACCCACAUUACAUGACAUUUGAUGGACUCUACUACAGUUACCAAGGUAAUUGUACCUAUGUCCUAAUGGAAGAGAUUGAUCACACCAUCCACAACUUUGGAGUGUACAUCGAUAACUACCACUGUGAUCCAGCGCAAUCUGUCUCUUGCACCCGUACUCUCACCGUAAAACAUGAGUCCCAGGAAGUGCGCCUCAAAACGGUCAAACUGAUUCCUUUGAAAGUAGAGGUGACUGUGAAUCAUGUGGCAGUGGCUUUACCUUAUGAAAAAUAUAGCAUGAAGGUUUACAAGGCUGGUAUAAACCAUGUGGUGGAACUACAUAGAUUGAAGAUUAAUGUAACAUACAAUGGCAUGGCCUUCACAAUCCGAAUGCCCUAUAGCACUUUUGCCAACAAUACCCAGGGACAAUGUGGAAAAUGCAACAACAAUAUCCAUGAUGACUGUAUGUUACGGAAUGGGACUGUUAUACCUUCUUGUGAAAUAAUGGCAGAUGACUGGAUUAUUUAUGAUCCAGAAAAGCCACAUUGUGGACAUAUGCCCCCACCUCCACCUCAACCUCCUUCCCCCUGCAAACCAUCUCCAUUGUGUGAGCUUCUAAAAGGAAAUAUAUUUCAGAAGUGUCAUCACCUUGUUGACGUUAAAAGCUACUAUGAUGCCUGCGUGUUUGAUAGCUGCAGAAUGCCCAACCAAUUCAUGGAAUGUGCAAGUCUUCAAAUCUAUGCAGCAACCUGUGCAGAUCAGGGGGUUUGCAUAGACUGGAGAGGACAUACCAAGAAAGCAUGUCUUAAUAUCUGCCCGCCCAAUAAAGUGUACAAAGCAUGCGGUCCUGCUAUACAAGAAACGUGCAAAUCAGGCUUAACAGAGCAGAACCAGACCCAACAAAUAGAAGGGUGCUUCUGUCCUGAGGGGACAAAACUUUAUGACACUGCUAUAGAUGUAUGUGUGGAAACUUGUGGAUGUGUUGGACCGGACAAUAUUCCCAGAAAGUUUGGGGAGACCUUUCAGUUUGACUGCAAAGAUUGUAUUUGCCUGGAAGGUGGAAGUGGCAUUAUCUGUGAAGCCCACAAGUGUCCAGUACCAGUUCAUGAAGUACAGUGUGAAGGAGAAGGAUAUCAGAAGAUCACCAAAAUUAAUCCUGACGACAAAUGUUGUUCAGACACCGUGUGUGUGUGCAACACCACUCUAUGUACAACCAAGCCUCCUCAGUGUGAAGCAGGAUUCUCGGCUGUUGCUAAUACCACUGAAGAACACUGUUGUCCUUCUUAUGAUUGCAAUCCUAAAAAAGUGUGCGUGAAGGAUGGUAAUGAAUAUAAGCCCGGUUCAGAAGUCUUAGGAAGCAAGUGCCAGAAGUGUAUAUGCACAAAUAAACAAAACAGCACCACUCUUCUGAAUAUCAUAGAGUGUAAGAAUAUCCCAUGUAACGUGAAGUGCCAGGCGGGCUAUUCUCCUAUUCUACACCCUGGUGACUGCUGUCCAAUAUGCGUGCAGACAAGUUGUGUUAUAAGAACAAUAGAAAAUGACAUUGUCACUUUAAGACCUGGUGAAAAUCAGAAUGAUCCCAAAGACAACUGUACUAUUUACAGCUGUACAAGGAUUCAUAGACAGCUGAUUUCCUCUACCUCUGUGAUUAAAUGCCCAACGUUUGAUGAGAAUAGAUGCCAACCUGGCACCAUUAUUUACUUGCCUAAUGGCUGUUGUAAGACGUGUAUAUUAAUGGAAGCUACCCCAUCAUGCUCUGCCAGUCAAACAAUGGACUAUAUCAAUUACAGUGGCUGCCGUUCAGAGGAUCUUGUCCCUGUGACUCAGUGUGAAGGAAGAUGUGGAACUUUUUCAAUAUACUCUCCUGAAGCUAAUUCCAUGACGCGUAAGUGCAAGUGCUGCAGAGAGUCAAAGACAGCCAAGAAAGAAAUCAUGCUGCUGUGUCCUGGUGGCAUCAGAAAGAAACACAGGUACAUCCAUGUGGAACACUGUGAGUGCCUGAACACUGAAUGUGGUGAUGAGCGAAGCUCCUCAGAAGAAUAUAGGGAGGACAAAGAAAUCAUCACGCAACCACCCCAGGCCAUCAGGAACAGAAGUACGAAAGUUUUGGAAUGA